AUCCUUCAUUUCCAGCAGCGCGGAGGCGCUGGCGGUCAACCUCUCGUCAGGGCCAAUGCCUCCCGACGCCGUCUCAGAGUUGACGGCCACUUGAAGAAUCGCUCGGCUUCCUGGACGUUUUGAAGGAGCAAUUAAACACACCGCGAUCGCAGUUCCACCAUCCACACACGAGGAGCUGCAGACGGCAGGAGGACCACCCUGGAGGUGCUUGGACACCUCCAUCCGUCGCCAUGGCAGCUCACAGGCUGAUGCUGCUGGGUCUGCUGCUCUCCUACCCACCUCUCUACCACCAGGCGAGGAGGGACCUCACCACCACCAGCGAUGACCACCACCACCGCCAGCAGCAGCAGCAGCAGCAGCCCCACGUCUUCUCGCGCAAGGAGGCUGGAGGUGCAGGUCACGGCCGGGCAGGCCUGCCGGCCAAGGGGGCGUUCCGCAGCCGGGGCAGGCACCUGUGCCAGUGGAAGGCGACCGGCGGCGGCGGAGGGGGCGGCGGCGGCGGCGAGGUGACCGUGCGGGUGGUCUGCGCCGCACGGCAGCAGCGCCGCUCCUACUGGUGCGAGUACCGCGCCAAGCCGUCCCGCUGCGACGCCUACGGGCACAAGGCGGCGCGAUACUGGAAGCAGGUCAUCCGGCGGCUCAAGCACAAGGCGAACGCGUGCGAGGGCCGCAAGAUGCUCAAGGCCGGCGUGUGCCGGCACGCGCCCAAGAAGGCGCACCUCACGCUCGCCUACCGCAGCCGCAAGCCUCCUCAGCGCGGAAACCACCGACCGCCUCCUCCUGCUCCUCCUGCUGCUCCUCAAGGUGCGGGGCGCGCUCUUCCAGGAGCUCCAGGGCGUCCUCCAGCGCCUCCUCUUCAUCCUCCUCAUCCUCCUCAUCCUCACUCGGUAGCUGUGAACAGCGCAGAGGCACACACGUCGCCGGGCAGGAAGACCGCGUCUGCUGCUGCCAACAGAAAUCCACUCGGAGGAGGAGAUGGUGGUGGUGGUGGAGUUGGUGGUGGAGUUGGUGGUGGAGUUGGUGGUGGUGGAGGUGGAGUUGGCCCGCACCGCGUGAAGGUAGCUCACAAGGCCGGACUGGGGCCCGUGCAGAACGCGGCCACGGGCGUGAAGCCGCAGGCGGCCAAGGCGGAGCGCGACUUGCUGGUGGACAAGGCGGGGGAGGAGGAGGCCAAGGAGCAGUGGAGUGCAGAGCAGGUGGCCGAGGAGUAUUGCGCUGAGGGAUGGACGUCGCUCUGCUCGUUUCUGGUCGGGGCCUGGCAGGGUUGAGGAGGAGGAGGAGGGGGGAGGUGGUGGUGGAGCUGGUGGUGGAGCUGGUGGAGGUGGUGGUGGAGCUGGUGGAGGUGGUG
Molecule: messenger RNA, 1348 nt
Organism: Lethenteron reissneri (Far Eastern brook lamprey)
Lineage: Eukaryota; Metazoa; Chordata; Hyperoartia; Petromyzontiformes; Petromyzontidae
Product: POU domain, class 3, transcription factor 3-like
Biological process (GO): cell-cell signaling
Molecular function (GO): growth factor binding
Source: RefSeq, a predicted model, not a curated record